AUGUUUUGGCGAAUAUUUCUACUACUUGGUUUUGUUGCAUUUUGCGCAAAUGCAGGCGUUAUUGGCUCAAUUCAAGGUGAUCCUGAUGAUCUAUUAAAUUCUACCACUUCAAAUGGUAGAGGAGUUUUUAAAGUAUACGGUGAAGAUAAGGAAGUAACUGCAAUUGAACCUUAUCUAAUCAUUAAGCAUAGCUGUGAUAAUGGUAUUAUUAAAACGAAUUGCACAAUCACUGAUGAAUAUCCAAUUCCAAAAGAAUAUAUUGGUAAAACAUAUGAUAUGCAUAUUGUAAGUCUAAAUAUUGCCGGAAAGAAUCAUAAGAAGCAAUGUAAAGAAUGA
Brugia malayi is the source of this 336-nucleotide messenger RNA. RefSeq lists its product as uncharacterized. The record is from RefSeq and is a predicted model, not a curated record. NCBI's taxonomy places the organism in Eukaryota, Metazoa, Nematoda, Chromadorea, Rhabditida, Onchocercidae. The coding region runs from base 1 to 336 and encodes 111 amino acids. The transcript is spliced from 3 exons. Gene Ontology annotation, cellular component: cell surface.